This is a messenger RNA of Patiria miniata (bat star), 3392 nucleotides long. Its product is annotated as coiled-coil domain-containing protein 78-like. Gene Ontology annotation, biological process: microtubule-based movement. Lineage: Eukaryota; Metazoa; Echinodermata; Asteroidea; Valvatida; Asterinidae. Gene Ontology annotation, cellular component: cytoplasm. The transcript is spliced from 21 exons. The record is from RefSeq and is a predicted model, not a curated record. Bases 183 to 2891 code for a protein of 902 amino acids. Gene Ontology annotation, molecular function: ATP binding; microtubule binding; microtubule motor activity.
CAUAUUUCCGGUAUAGGUUGCAGGGAAACGAACGCUUCUGGAGUUCUGACUGUUCUAAGGAUUGCGCAUUUUCCGUAGGCCUAUACUAGGAGGCCUAUUAUUUUCUGAGGCCUAUUGAUGAAACUCGUCUUCUGUGUCAGACUAUAGAUACUCCUGAAAAUAUUUAAAAGCCCCAGUGAAGGAUGAAUGUGACAGUUCUUGGACGGAUCCGGCCGUCAACAGCUGCAGGCAAUGAGAGUUCCGCAUCGUACUCCAACAGCAAUGGACAAACAUCGCUCAGCUUUCAGACCCUGUACAAACAAGGAGACACCAACAGGGUUAUUUACAGCGACGCGAUCCUCUCCAUGGUCAACCUCUUGGGGGCGGGCUUCAACUGUAGCGUGCUGUGCUUUGGCGAGGCCCGUUCGGGCAAGAGCUAUACGUUGGCUGGGGAGGGAACCGGCCAACCUGGCAUAAUUCAGAUGGUACUGAAGGAUCUGUUUAAGGACGUGGACCGGUUAAAUGAAAAUGGGCCGUCCGCCUAUGUGAAGAUUGGCAUGUACGAGUUGUACAAUGAGAUCAUACGAGAUUUGCUGAGUUUUGAUCAACAAGGUGCUGUCUGUGAGCUUGGCGUCAACGCUCAGGAGGGUGUUUACGUCAAGAAUCUAACGGAGGUUGCUGUGACAAGUGCUGAAGAUGCCAUAUCUGCAUUUCGUAGCGGUUGGCUGGCACAGAACUCCCAGAAUACGGACUACGGAGAAGCUGGCAGUAGAACGACAGUGGUGACUAGAAUCCAUCUUACACAAGAGAGAGAUGAGUACAGCUAUCCAUACAAGUCUAGCUUCACCUUUGUGGAUCUCCCUGGAGCAGAGAAGCUUGCUGCUGAUCCCAAAGCUCUGAAGAGAAAGGAAGGAGCCCUGUUGAAUAAGUCUAUCUUAGCUCUGGGAGAUCUGAUUGAAGAUUUAGCUAGUAAACCCGGUGCUGAAAGAAUCGUGCCGUAUGAGGCCUCUAAACUGACCAAUCUCCUGCGAGAUGUCCUGGGAGGUAACUGCAACACCAAGGUCAUAGUUCACCAGAAGCCGCGGUCUGACCCCAGGGUCACCCAGGCCGUGCUGAACGCGGCCGAGUAUUUCUCCAAGAUCACAAACUUCUGUCUGUUGAAUGAUACAGCAGCUCAGGGCCUCGUCACACAGUACCGUGCCCAGUCACUCAACCAACAGGGGCAGCAAGUUGGCCCCUCCGCACCGGCCGUGUUUGACUCUGACGACCUAGCUGGAACCACCGCGAAAUUGAAAAAGGAAAAUAUGAAGCUGAAGGAGGAAGAGGGCUACCUGAGGCGGAGACUCGACCAAAUGGACAGUCGCCUCGGUGACGUUGCCAUGGCAAAGACGGAUUUAUCGGCCAAGCUGAUUAGUAACGAGGAAGAGCGACUGAAGGUUUCUAAGAUGCUGGUUGAUCUACAGAUUGAGAACAAUCGCAUCAAAGAGAAGGCGUCGCAGGAAAUAUUUGAGCUGAACAACAAGCUGAUGUCCAUAGACAGUGAUUACAGACAAGUCCUGAUGACAAAAGAACGGCUGGCAAAGGAGUCUAGGCUUGCCCGGGAGAGGUUGGAUCUGAUGGACCGGGAACGGCAAGAGUUAGCUGACAAGUACGUCCUGAUGAAGGCGGACUACGGUGCCUUGGCAGAAAAAUACGACAAUGAGGUCAGCCGUAACCAGCAGUUGGGCUUGGAGUUGCUGAAUUUACUGAACGCCAAGGUGACUCUGCUGAAGCAAGAGGAGAACCUAGCACGAGCCUCGGUCCACAAGAGGGAACAGACGGCCGAGGAGUUGCGACGAGCAAGGGACAUCGCGUUGGGACUGAGUAGACAAAAAGAACGUGCUGAUGAAAUCGGUGCAUCGGACCUGGACAGGCGAGAACUACAGAAUAAGCUCUUUGGAGAUCACGACAGAAUGAGGAGUGAGUACGAUAAGAUGAGGAGCCAGUAUGACGACCAACAGGACAAACUUCAAAACAGGAUAAUGGAAUUAAAUGCAACUCUGAAGACUGCCAGACAGACAACAAGAGAUUGCCAACACAAACUGGCUCAGCAAGAAGUGGAUCUCAUUUCUUCCAAGGAGAAGGUGAAGGAAUGGGCAGUGGCUAACAGCCGAUUGCAGACCCAACUGAUGGAGAAGAACGAAGAGAUGCGAUCCCGCCUCACUAAAUACCUGGAGGACAUCGCUGAAUUUGUUGAUGACCGAGACGCCAUCCUCAAUCGUAAGAUGGAGGACAACCUCUCUAACUACGUGAGGACCAUGAUGAAGGACAUGAAGGACACGUACAAGGCACGGGAGAAACAGCUGAGUGAUGCGGCCAGAGACUUCAAAGCUAAGAUGCAGUCCGUCGGCAAGAGGCAUGAACAGCUGCUGGUUGCUUACAGAUUCCUGAGAAAACAGGUGCAGAAAGGUGAGAUCGGCGAUAUAGAUCUCGGUCCCGAAGAAGAAGAGCUAACCCUCAAAGACGACGAGGUGGAAACUGCAAAUCGCCGCGAGAUCCGACGAUUGAUGGAGGCAUUGAUGGAGGCUCAAAAGAAGCAAAGGCCUGCUGAGUCUGACAAAAGCGGAGGCUGGAAUGAGUUCCAGAAGAAACUGGGAGAAUUCACCAGCACGACACAGCAAGAACUUGAGAGCGAGAGAGCGUCCCUGAUGUCAACCAAUGCAAUCCUGGAAGAACAGCUGGCCGAAUGUCAUGACUACAUCGACAGACAUCUCAACAAGUAUCGAGAGGAGAACACCUCCUUAAGACGAAUGCUUGGGAUGAAGGAUCGAGAUGGAAGCCCCUACGAGGAGCCCCCGAUACCCAGAGGACAGAGAGCUGGCUAUGCUAGACACGCUGGGCCAUCGUUCACUCAACCGAACUGGCAGUACUAAGAUACAGGUCGGUCCUUACAUGUGGAUACAGACCAGUACAUAAAUGGCUACAGAGUGGGUUGGAGCUCCCCUCUAGUAAGCUUCUGAAUUGUUCUUGCAUGCUUCGGACAACUCUGAGUAUACAGUGUUUAUAAACUCACGUCGGUGAAUAAAGAGUAAAACUUAGUUCUGAAUAUAAACGAUAAGUAUUCUCACUUUAAAGGGAAUGUACAACAUUUGCUUUUGCUGCAUUUUUCAGAAAUAAAUGGAUUUGGAGGAUUAGUAUGUUAUAGCAAAUAUUGUUAAACUGUCUUGUUUCAUGUUUUUGGUUUGUAGAUGCUGGAAAAAAACAAUCAUGUUAUUGUAGUCUGGUUCCCUGACCGCACUUAAGAUGAAUCAAGCAGUUCAUAGACUUUGGGGAAUUGUAAGGUCAGAGAAUCAGUCUAGCAGGCUUGUACCCCAUCACAGGUGUGUAAUCAAUUACAAAGAAAAUGCGGAAUAACUAAAUAAGAAAAAUAGGAG